Molecule: messenger RNA, 1158 nt
Organism: Bipolaris victoriae FI3
Lineage: Eukaryota; Fungi; Ascomycota; Dothideomycetes; Pleosporales; Pleosporaceae
Exons: 1
Coding region: 1-1158 (385 amino acids)
Source: RefSeq, a predicted model, not a curated record
AUGACGGACAUCAAACUUACCCGCCAAGCCAUAUAUGCAGCCACUGAAGCACAGAUCCCAGACCUGUCCUUCACAACGGACGGUGCAGCAUUCCAGCACCCAGAUAUCUUCGAUAAUUCCAAGCCCGUGUUCAUCAAUGCUCGCAAGCUGUCCAGUGUAGUAUACAAGAAAAUUAUUGCGAAGUGGGAAGAGAAUCCAAAUGGACCAAAGUCACGCGAAUCCCUAGAGUUGACGGCCGCCGAGACCGCUGAAGAGAUUGGAGAAGACAUGGACCGGUAUUUACUUGUGGGCUGGGUUCCCCAGACACAGCAGCAACCAGGGAAAAUCGUCAGGAAAUACGGCCGUCCUGUGGGCAUCGAUCGACCAGACAAGGCCAAGAUCAUUACAUUCGACAAGGACGAAGAUGACCUCCCGCUGAUGGUUGUGGUGAAAUCUUCGGAUGAAGAAGUCGAGCUCACUUCUGUCCAUAAGUUUGUCCUGCUAGAGCAAGCCGACGGUUUAUGCAUUCCCUACAAUGUCCAUUCAAAGGAAGUGUAUCACCUCAGUCUCUAUAGGGACAUGACGACGAGCAACUGCAAAAGGCUUGCUGCAUGGAACCAGGUAGCAUGUCAAUAUGCAUACCAAGGACGAAAGAGACCAGAGACUGGGACGACCAAGAGAUUGCAAGGUGCUCGGGAUAUGAAGAAGGCCGUACUUCCACCAAACAAGCAUUCCGACAAUGACGUUGAUGAGACCUCCACUGAGGACAUGUCAGAGGACAACGCCUCAUCUCUGCAAGAGAUGACAGAUGUCAGUGACAUCGACAAAGGCCUCACCUUCAACCCACUCAAGCACAAGGAGUUGCAGGCAUUCGCAGAUGCUGGCAACGAAGAAAACGAACCGUUUACGCAAGCACAAGCAGACGCCAUGGUCAAGGAAGCCCAAGUAGCAUGGUCUAAUGUCCAGCACCUCAACAGCUACCAUGUUUACCUGCUAGCUCAGGGAAUGCGCGAAGCCGGACUCACCCCAGCAUAUGCUCACCUCAAAGCGUUCGUGCUGGAAGGAUGCUACCUCAUCGCCGAGGCCCCUGACGGCGAAGACUGGAACGCCGAGGAGCUGGGUGUGAUUGCAGUGCAUGCUGAAGAGACCGUGCAGCGCGUGCUGAGCUACAUCGAAUGA